Molecule: messenger RNA, 1746 nt
Organism: Hansenula anomala
Lineage: Eukaryota; Fungi; Ascomycota; Saccharomycetes; Phaffomycetales; Wickerhamomycetaceae
Gene: ALE1
Product: lysophospholipid acyltransferase
Exons: 1
Coding region: 1-1746 (581 amino acids)
Biological process (GO): glycerophospholipid biosynthetic process; lipid modification
Cellular component (GO): membrane; endoplasmic reticulum
Molecular function (GO): 1-acylglycerophosphocholine O-acyltransferase activity; 1-acylglycerol-3-phosphate O-acyltransferase activity
Source: RefSeq, a predicted model, not a curated record
AUGUUAAAUCCAAUAUCAAGCCAGAUAGAUCUCUGGGCUGAAGCCAUUGGGCUUGAUGAAGCUACAAUGAAACUGGCUAUAUGUCUAUUUGGAUCAUUUCCCUUGAAUGCCAUCUUGAAAAGAUUGCCAGAUAACAACAUAAGACUGAAGAAUAUCUACAUCAUCUCAAUUUCUGGAUUCUACUUAUUUGGUAUCAUGUCUCUGUUUAGUGGGUUCCGGACCUUGUUUAUUAGUACAAUGUUUACAUACUUGUGUACUAAAUAUUUGAAAUCAGACUUUAUGCCAUUUAUCAACUUUGCAUUCGUUAUGGGUCAUUUGGCUAUGAAUCACUUCUACUUGCAAUUUUAUAAUGAAUAUGAUUCUACAAAGAUUGAUAUCACUGGUGCUCAGAUGGUAUUAUGUAUGAAAUUGACUGGUUUUGCUUGGAACGUCCAAGAUGGUAGAAAACCGGAAUCAGAAUUAUCAACAUUUCAAAAGAAUAAAGCUAUUAAGAGUCAUCCGCCAUUGCUAAACUUUUUGAGUUUUUCAUUCUUUUAUCCAUCUUUAUUAACAGGUCCUUCUUUUGAUUAUAUUGAUUAUGAAAGUUGGUUGAACUCCAAGAUGUUUACAGACUUGCCAGAGAGUAAAAAACCAGGAAAGAAGAGAAAGAGAAAUAUUCCAAAAUCAGGUAAAGUUUCAUUUUACCGCUCCUUGCAAGCUGUUGGAUGGUUAUUAUUAUGGCAAAAAAGUGGUGAAUACUUUUCCGUUGAAACCACAUUCACUCCUUGGUAUACAAAUAAGAACUUUUUGUUCAAACUUUGGUAUUUGUACGUUUUAGCAUUCACUUACAGAUUGAAGUAUUAUGCUGCAUGGACACUUUCCGAAGCUUCAUGUAUUUUAGCUGGUUUAGGUUAUAAUGGUUAUGACAAAGAGACUAAAACUAUCAGAUGGGAUAGAGUUCAAAAUAUUGAUAUUUUCGCUUUUGAAAGCGCUCAAAAUAUUCAUGGUGCUUUAGAAGCUUGGAAUCAAAACACAAACAAAUGGUUGAAAAAUUAUGUUUAUUUGAGAGUUUCCAAAAAGGGUAAAAAACCUGGUUUCAAGAGUACGUUAUUCACAUUUUUAACUUCAGCAUUCUGGCAUGGUACCAGACCAGGUUAUUAUUUGAGUUUUGCAACUGGUGCCUUGUUACAAACUUGUGGGAAAGUUUACAGACGUAAUUUCAGACCUAUUUUCAUUGAAAAUGAUGGGGUCACUCCAAAAAGAACCAAAAUGUUUUAUGACAUUGUUUGUUAUAUUGUCACACAAUCAGCUUUGGCUUAUUUAGUCCAGCCAUUUGUUAUCCUAGACUUCAAGCCAUCAUUAGAAGAAUGGAAAACUGUUUACUUUUAUUGUCACGUUGGUAUUGGGCUAACUUUAUUCUUGUUCCAAGGUCCUUUCAGCGCUCAAGUCACAGCUUUCUUUAAACAAUACCACCCAGUUAAACCAAAAGAACCAAGACUCACAGAUAUCAUAAAGGAUAAACAAGAUUAUGAAUCUUCUGAAAACAUGCAUUUGGGUAUCCCAUCUGCAGACUUUGAAAAAGCAGACUUGAAUAAAAUUGUUGAAGAACUUGAAGAUUUCAAAAAAGAUGUCAAAGAUUGGCAACAACAAAAUGGGUUAAAGACCGAAGAAAAGGCAAUUAAAGAAGCUUAUAAUGAAUUCUCAAAAGAUCUUGAAACCUUGAAACAGAAAGGUCCAAACUUUAAAAAGAAUAAUAAAGAUGAAUAA